Molecule: messenger RNA, 1168 nt
Organism: Apus apus (common swift)
Lineage: Eukaryota; Metazoa; Chordata; Aves; Apodiformes; Apodidae
Product: serine/arginine repetitive matrix protein 3-like
Exons: 3
Coding region: 1-612 (203 amino acids)
Source: RefSeq, a predicted model, not a curated record
AUGCGCGGGGCGGCAGGUGCGAGGGGCGCAGCGCGGCCCUACUUACCGGGCACCGGCGGCCGCCCCCGGUUCCGCGGCGCGCAGCGAGCCGCGGCUCCGUCCCCAGGCUCUGCACGGGGGAUGGGGAGGACGGCCUUCCGCGGAGCCCGCCUUACCUGCGCGGAGCGGCGAGGCGGGCGCUGCCUGCGCUCCCCCCUCGCAGCGCGCGCCGCUCUCGGCGCAGACACUGUUUUAAAAACACUGCGCGGGAGCGCAGCGGCGCGCACCGGCCGCCGAGCGGGAGCGACCGCCCCGAGGGGCAGCGUGAGCCAGGGCGGCGGGUCCUCAUCCCGCCGGGUGCGCGGAGCGGCUCCGCGGAACGGCCGCGCUCCUGGACGCGCUGUCGGGGCUCCGGUGGCAGCGCCCGCGGGUCGAGAGCCGGGACCGCCCCGACCCCGCGGCUCCCGCACUCGGCACCGGAAAGUUUUAACAUCCCCGGCAGCCGCGGCCCGGAUAAGUAGCAACCGGCCGCCGCGGAUGCUCCCGUGGCGGCAGCGGGACAGCGCGGAGGUUGCGCGGAUGAGAGGGGGUCCCGUCGGGACUGACACCAAGCUCCCGACCCGGAGGUGUUAAACACGGUCAGAAAGUGAUACCGGGCGGCGAAGCGGGAGAAGCGCGGGCGCGCAGCGGGCCCGGCUCGGCAGCAGCGCCGGGAGCGCGGCGCCACCUGUCGGCAGCAGCCGCGGCAGCAGCCAGCGCCUGGCGUGGCUGGCGGCGGGGGCCUCACAGCGCUGCCCUUCCAUCUCAGUAAUUACGGGGGGGGGAAGAAAAAAAAAUCGCUGAAAAUAAAUUUUGGCAGAGAUGCUGUUCGCGCCGUACUUUGAAUCAUUCUGGCAGCCGGUCGGGAGCGCUCCGGGGUGCGGGGAAGCGCGGGAACGGUGGGCUCCUGCCAGCCGCUGCUCCCAGCACCGGGACCGCGGGAAACACCGGGAUUUGCGCGACCACCAGCUUCAAAAAUAAAUGCCUAUCGUCAUCUGAGGCUUCUGUUGUUUAGAUGGUUCGGUUCAUCCGUUUCUUCAGGGGAUGAACCUAUUAAAAUAGAUUUUUUUUUUUUUUAACACUCCCCUCUUCCUGCUCUAAGAAAUACUUGGUUUACAUUUGUUUUUAUAAUAAACCUGUUUGUUGGAAA